AUGCACGAAUCCCAGAUCACAGACCAACAUACCAUCCUGGAAACAUUAUGCAAUGUUACCAAAUACUGUCUGAGUUAUGUUGGUGGUCCGCAAGAUAGUUGGGUAACUGACAGCUUAUUCUACGAGUUGGAUGUGAAGACACACGAGAUACUUUUUAAGUGGAGCUCCUUAGACCAUGUCGACCAGAUUCCCAUUUCUAAUGUCCAGCAGUUUUAUCCUGUUGCGGAUUUUGGUAAGAAUCAAUUUAUUCCGUAUGGUUACUUCCAUAUCAAUUCCGUGGACAAAUCUGAAGACGGAUCAUACUUAAUCGUCUCAAGAUACUACUGCUCAAUUUUCAAGAUCUUCAAAAAAACGGCACUGUCGAAUGGACACUACAGGGCCAAACAGGCGAAGAUUCUCAGCUUGAUAGCCAACUUUCCUUCUGUUAAGUCAAAGCACCCUUACGGGGGCCACCCUAGUGGGGGCCACCUCAAAAACGCAACGCGUUUGUAAUAAGGUCUAUAUAUAAAUUAUUAUAUAAUUUUAUUAGUUUUUAAUUAAUUAAAAAAUAAAAUUUAUUAUUUAAA
Molecule: messenger RNA, 566 nt
Organism: Daldinia decipiens
Lineage: Eukaryota; Fungi; Ascomycota; Sordariomycetes; Xylariales; Hypoxylaceae
Product: ASST-domain-containing protein
Exons: 2
Coding region: 1-492 (163 amino acids)
Source: RefSeq, a predicted model, not a curated record